CUCAUGCUCCGAGGGACCUAGAGCAAAAGCUCUAACGCCCCUCCUACCUCGGGCGCUCUCCCCCUACUCCACCUGUCAACCUGGCCUCUAGUGGGGCGCAUAAGGCGGAGAAGCGGAAGGAGGCGCCUUCGACCUCGGCCACCCCGAGGGGAUCCGAGUCCCCUCACAUGACGGACUUCGGGCAUCCUUCCCGAGUCCAGGUGGCCUUUCCUCCUCUGCCUUCCUUCUUGAGGGGGGAAUAUGAGCCGGAACCUUUCCCGCGGAGCUUCACUCCUCCUCCAGACCGUGAAGUUCUCCGUGAUGCUGAUAGCAAAGUCGUAACCUCGACUUCCCUUCCGGAUUUGUGCUCGGCGGUGAUGCGCUUCGCCGAGGUGAGCCAGCGGCUACGGCUCAGCGAAGAGGAUAGGGCCAAGGCCCAUGCUAAGAUGGCGACCUUCCAUGAGAAGAUGGUUGCUGCCAUAGUUUCUAGAGAACCCAUUCAAGUGUUCAACGCAAAUGGAACUUUCACUCGGAUAGAAAGUGGUUUUCAUUUUCUCCAGGGGUACACAUUUUUGGCGGGACAAAAAGAGAAGAGGGGAGGGAGAAUGAGCUCGUCGGCUGCGGUAGAGCCAGAUGGCACCACUCCCUAUCUCGUCUGCCGGAUGGACAACGUCCAAGGCGUCGUCGACGCCCUCACCUCCGUCCGCUGGAAGCGCUAUCAGGAUGCUGUCAUCGAGAUAUCGGAGCACGGCUUGGUGUUGAUCGUGGAGGAAACCCGAUGUCUUCAGGGCAAAGUUUAUUUGCAACGCGAGCUGUUCAGUCAAUAUGAAUACCGUGCGGAACGGAGACCUAGAUUCGGAAUGAGCUUAGGUCUAUUUGUGGAUUGUCUCAGUACAUUUUCGGUCCCCGGAAAAUCAAGUGCAAUUGAACUUCGGUUUCCAGGGCCUGAUAUGGAGCUUCUUCUCAAAUCAGUUGAUUCAUCUAAUGCUUGCAUUUAUGCGGAGAUCAGAACAAGGAUUCCUGAGACAAUGCCAUGGGACUGCAACUUUGAACCUACAGGAAGUACACCUAUUAGUUUUACCGUCAAGUCUGCCGCACUAAAGGAAGCUAUAGAUGAUCUUGAAUGGCCCGGGUCAAGCAUUCUGCUAACCCUGCAACCAACCCCGCCAUCUGUUACCUUCAAAGGCCAAGGCCAUGGUGACUUACAGAUAGACUUUAUCCACCGCACGACUUCUGAUCUUGUUGCAUUUCAUUGCGAUCGCCUUGUCUCAUACAGGUACAAGUACAAAUUCCUUCAGGCGACAACUUCGAACAUGCCUAGUAGUGUCAUGAGGGAUAACAGAGGAAGCAAGUGUACAAUUGGCAGAAGUGGAAUGCUCAAAGUUCAGCAUCUCGCCUCACUUGCUAGACCAGCAGCUUCACACCCCCACUCUGAUUCUUCUGCAUAUCAUCUCCCCAGCCGUAUUGCGUAUAUUGAGUUCUUUGUCAAGCCAGAGGUGGAUGAUGAUGACGACGACGAGGAACACAAUGCAAACUAAUACUUAGGAUGCGUUUUAUCCCAAGCGGCUAUGCUACUUAUGAGAGGGUAUGGUUUAGAUAGUUGUCUAAUAUCUACAUUGUAAAUAGUACUUGAUUCGAUAUUUUUAGUGAUCAAAACCUCAAUCUAAAUCCUAGUAGGGUAAUAUUAUACGGAGUUUGAAAAAGAAACAGUAAAAAACCUGAACGGUA
Messenger RNA from Cuscuta campestris, 1707 nucleotides. The record is from the annotation of a GenBank genome assembly. NCBI's taxonomy places the organism in Eukaryota, Viridiplantae, Streptophyta, Magnoliopsida, Solanales, Convolvulaceae.